Molecule: messenger RNA, 3642 nt
Organism: Oncorhynchus tshawytscha (Chinook salmon)
Lineage: Eukaryota; Metazoa; Chordata; Actinopteri; Salmoniformes; Salmonidae
Product: prickle-like protein 1
Exons: 8
Coding region: 365-3037 (890 amino acids)
Molecular function (GO): zinc ion binding
Source: RefSeq, a predicted model, not a curated record
GCUUGUUUAAGCCAAUAGGCAAAGAGUAAUGCUAAUGCCAUUUCGGUGUGGCUCGAGUUGAGCCCAUUAUUACGAACGGGGCGCUAGUGAAUUUAUAAGGAGAUGCUGUGACAGUCAUAGAUGAACUUUUACAAAGUAGGCUCCCUAGUUCACUCGUUUUGCCUACAACAUGCAGUCGCCGACAUUUGGACGAAUCUAACCGCGCAGUUCGGGACAAGUCUGCGGAACAACGGUGCGCUUUCUGGACAUUUCAUUUCAUGCCAAUGCGACGUAACUUGAAUCGUUUCUACACGUCAAGGAAUAUUAGUUCUGGAUUCUUGGUUUACCAGGACUGAACUCUUUGGGGUAGAAGGCGUGGUGUGUGAUGAACCUAGAGAGUGCGUGUGGUUACCAGGUCGGGGCGCGGAGCCCGCGGGAAGUGAUGGAACAGAAAGUCCAAGGUCAGCUGAACUUUGGCUUCCAGAGGAGUUCCACGUCAGACGACGACUCAGGCUGUGCCCUGGAAGAGUACGCCUGGGCACCGCCUGGCCUCAGACCCGAACUGGUCCAGCUGUAUUUCUCCUGUCUGCCUGAGGACAAGGUUCCUUACGUUAACAGUCCUGGAGAGAAGUUCAGAAUCAAACAACUCCUCUAUCAGCUGCCUCCACAUGACAACGAGGGCCGCUACUGUCAGUCUCUCAGUGAGGAGGAGAAGAAGGAGCUCCACAUGUUCAGUGUCCAGAGGAAGAAGGAGGCGCUGGGGAGGGGCUCUCUCAAACUCCUGCCCCGGGACCUGCUACACAGUAUCUGUGAACGUUGUGGGGAGAGCAUCAACGGAGGGGAGAUGACGGUUUUUGCCUCCAGAGCGGGUCCUGGGCUGGCCUGGCACCCAGCAUGCUUUACGUGCUCCACGUGUAGUGAGCUGCUGGUUGACCUCAUCUACUUCUACCAGGAUGGGAAGAUCCACUGUGGCCGACACCACGCAGAGCUGCUCAAGCCACGCUGCUCUGCCUGCGACGAGGUUAUCUUUUCUGACGAGUGUACGGAGGCGGAGGGGCGUCACUGGCACAUGAAGCACUUCUCCUGUUUUGAAUGUGAGACGGUGCUGGGGGGGCAACGUUAUAUCAUGAAGGAUGGUCGGCCAUAUUGCUGCGGCUGCUUUGAGUCUCUCUAUGCCGAGUACUGCAAGGCCUGCGGGGAACACAUUGGUGUGGACCACGCCCAGAUGACGUACGACGGUCUCCACUGGCACGCCACCAAGGGUUGUUUCUGCUGUGCCCAGUGUAAGAGCUCUCUGCUGGGCUGUCCCUUCCUGCCCAAGCAGGGCCGGAUCUACUGCUCCAAGGCCUGCAGUCUGGGAGAGGACGUCCACGCCUCAGACUCCUCCGACUCCGCCUUCCAGUCUGCGCGCUCCCGCGAGUCCCGCCGCAGCGUCCGCAUGGGCAAGAGCAGCCGCUCAGCCGACCAGUGCCGCCAGUCGCUCCUCUUCUCGCCCUCCGUCAACUACAAGUUCCCCGGGUUUACCGGUAACCCAGACACCGAUACGCUCACCAACAAGCUGGCCCACCUGGGUUUAACCAACGAGGAGUGCUUCUGGAGGGGGAGGGAGGACACCGAGGGCCCCGAGGACCGGGGCGAGGAGGAGUGGGCCGAGCACGAGGACUACAUGACCCAGCUGCUGCUCAAGUUCGGGGAGCACGGAGUCUUCCAGCAAGGUGAGGUGGUCAACUCCAGACCUACAACCGAUCUGUGGAUGACCGAGGCUGAGGUCAAGAUGAAACAGUGUGAGCCUCAGAGCUCUAGGGCUGAGACUGGAGGAGGAUGUGGAGGAGGGUCAGGCAGCCAGAGCCUGGCCAGUAAGAAGUACCAGACAGAUAUGUACUGGGCCCAGUCCCAGGACGGGCUGGGGGAUUCGGCCUACGGGAGCCACCCUGGCCCGGCCAGCAGUAGGAAGCUCCAGGAGCUGGAGCACAGCGCUGGGAGCAUCGGAGGUACCAGCUUCCAGAGGGAGGAGAAGCAGUGGUAUGACAACUCUCUGGAGUGCAUCACAGACAAGGUGAAACGGACAGAUCAGAGUGUCAGGGACUCCAUGGACUCACUGGCACUGUCCAACAUCACGGGUGCCUCUGUAGAUGACGACAGUAAAGAGAGACCUCUGGUCUACUCCUUACAGAGCUUCCAGGAACUCGAGGCUGAGAGAGACUGUGAGAACACAAGCAACAUGGGAACUCUCAACUCCUCCAUGUUACACCGCAGUGCCAAUUCCCUGAAGAGCCUUACGUCUGAGCUGGAGCAGGAGGAGAACGUACCAGAGGAAGAGGCCCCUCUUCCCUCUCCCCCCAAGCCUCCUCAUGUCCCGGCGUUGAGACGGACUCGAUCCCAGUCUCGACCCCAACAGGUUAAGUUCUCCCCAGACGUCGUGGACAACAGUCGCUAUGGUGAUCUGCAGGUGCGCCAGCCUCCGAUGAGCGAGCGGACGCGGCGGCGAGCAUACCAUUUCGAGGAGCAGGACCAGGAGAUUGGUAACUCGUGCUCCGGCCGCUAUCACAACCACCACCACAGGAGACGCCGCAGCCGCAAGUCACGCUCCGACAACGCUCUCCACCUGGUGCCCAAGGAGAGGGCCAAUCGCAUAUACUUCAGAGAGGACCACAGAGGUCAUGGGGGACACGGCUUCAGCUCAAAGAGGCCCCAGCAGCUGGCCUUCCUGCCCAACCAGCAGGGGUAUGGCCAGACCCAGCAUCCCCACUGCCAUCCCCAACAAGCCACCUCAGACUUCAGACUCCAGCAAGGCCCAGCCAUGGAGAGGUUCAUGGGGUUGUGUGGGGACAGGGACCAGGAUGACUGGUGCUCCACCUGCUCCUCUUCUUCCUCUGAGUCUGAGGAGGAAGGUUUCUUCCUGGGCCAGCCCAUCCCCCAGGCACACAGACACUACUAUGAUGGCCUGCCCAGCCCCAGCCACGUGGCAGGCCUGCCCUCCCCGCCGUACGGAGCAGUCCCACGGACUAUGUCCAAAAAGAAGAAGGGGCACAAGGGGAAGAACUGUAUCAUCUCAUAAGACUUUUAAAUGAUACUCUGUCUGCAACCCCCUUCUGAAUCUCAUUGUUGUUGCCACUAUUGUGAAUACAGAAAUGGAACGCUGGUUAAAACUGUCUUUUGCCAACUGGAUGUAAUACAUGUCAACAUGGCUCGGAUACUAUUAUUGAAUUGCAUUACAACAAAAAAACAGAGUUGCAUAAACACAUUUCAAAACUGUCAUCAUAAUUGUAUUAGAAAAAAAUGUAUGCAAAUAACUCUGAACAAAUGUAUUUAUAAAAACACCAUUUAGAGAGCAGCGGAAAUUACUAUUUAACAGUGCAGAUAUUAAUGUAUAUAUUGUAAAGUGUAAUUGUUUUUAUAACCCUGAGUCAAAUGUUUUUGUAGUGGAAUGGCAUUGAAAGACAAAACUGAUAGCAGUUAUCAAAGAACCUUCUCUUUUCUUUAACCAGGGUUUGAAAAAUGAAAUAUAUGAUAUGCUGCCAGCAAAGGUAUUCAGAGUGCAGAGUUUGACCCUGGGCCUGGUUUCCCAAAAGCUAUUUCCUGGUUGCUAAAAUUCAAAUAGUUCCCCUAAUUUCAGUUUGUGUGACAAAACAAGCAAGUAUAGUACCAUUUGGGGGGGGCGGC